ACGAAGAACCGUGUCAACGUAUCGAAGGUAAAAAGCAUGAAGCAACAACAGAAGCCGGGCACCGUAGAUCCAACUUGUGCACUACGUAGCGUUCGCUCGCACGAAUCAAAUUCCAAAUUAUCAAAUCAAAGCUCUUACAGUUAUCGGCGUAAUAAGCGUCAGACAUUCACAAGGAGUAGUAGCACAUGUAAAGUCCCGCUACCCGGCUGCAAUACUAGUAAACGAGAAACCUACAAGUCCUUAGAGUCCCUCUUCGACCUUAAUAAAGUCUUCCACUUAAGUGUUGAUAAUUUAUCCAUUGUCCAACCACCAUAUGAAGAAAAAACAGAAGAUUCUUCGGGCAAUUGUGCAUCAGAAUGUUCAUUUAGACAGCCUAAAGAUUGUGUAAAGCAGCAGUUAAAGCCAACGUUUCAGGAGAUUGAAUCACGGGCCGACCAAAUAAGCGAUUCGAAUGAAGAAACCAAAUUGAAAUUCGAUAAAUUCGAGAAAAUCGAAGAUAUACCAAUCUUAUCUGAAAUCGAAGAAGACAAUACGUCGAUCAUAAUGAUGGAAAAUUUAGAGUCGCCGUACGAUAAGAAACAUGAAAAUGAAAAUGAAAGCGACGAUUUUGAAUGCUGUUCACCGUGCUAUAAUAAGGAAUAUAGUGAAAAUUCCAACGAUGAGAAAUCAAUUUAUGCUCCAGAUUACCCGCUAUCUCACGAAGCCGGGAAAGAGAUGUCGGUAAAGGAAUGUGGGAAUAGUGAUUCGAUGGCAAGUCAGGUUCCCGUAUCCGAGUCCUGCGUCAUUGAAGACAUGAUAAUAGCCGACGAUAGAGCGAAAGUUAUUCGAUUAGAAAUAUCGGGUUUAAAAAGAAUUAUAUGUGAAUUGCAUCAGAAAUGUAAAUUGACGGAGGAAGAUACGGUCGUCUUAAAGAAUGCACAGACAUCCGUAUUGGAGAAGAUUGGUGAACUUAAUGAAAUAACGCGCAAAAUGCAAUGCACUAUUGGACUUGUCGAUCCAUCCGACCAGACUCUUACCAAAAUGUUCCAAAUGCUUCCUUAUCCACAUACAAUGGAUCAGGAGAAAUGUAAGCCAGAAAAAGUCAAAUGUAACGAGGAAAUUCUCGAAACACCCCCAGAAUGCUCUGAAAAAUUUGCCUUUCCUCAAGUGCAAUAUCCCGAGGACAACUUGCCAAGAGUAAUCGUUUGCGGUAAUACGGAGGAAAAUUUCCCGAAAAUAGUGGUUGCCGACAGUAGACCAAGAAGUCAAGGAAAUAAAUGUUUGCAAAAUCUGACGGGAAAAUUAACGGAAUCUCUCUCUAUGCAAGAGAAACUGAGCAAAGUCAAUGCCGAAUUGGAAACUGGAAAGUCCAUGCUCGAGAAACAGUUAAUGGAAAAAGACAACGCCUUGGACUGCAUCCAGCGGAAGAUUUGCGGCCUCCAGGCGGAGAUGCGCAUGAUCGCCAAGGAGAAUUUCGAAUUGAACGAGAAGGUCGCCUGCUUACAGAAGAGGUCACCCUGCCCGCCGCCGCCUUGCCCGCCGUCUCCCUGUCCGCUGCCUUGUCCCCCACCAAAGCCCGUCUGCCCUCCGCCAAAGCCCGCCUGUCCUCCGCCAAAGCCCGCCUGUCCUCCGCCAAAGCCCGCCUGUCUCCGCCAAAGCCCGCCUGUCAAGCCCGCCUGUCCUCCGCCAAAGCCCGCCUGUCCUCCGCCAAAGCCCGCCUGUCCUCCGCCAAAGCCCGCCUGUCCAUCACCAAAGCCCGCCUUUCCGGUAAUGGGUUACAAUUCGCCACGCACUCCCAGUCCAAAUUCCAAUAAGUUCUCCAACCAGAACGACUUGUGCAGCUGCGGCAACGAUCAUUCAAAUACUAACGCUAUUAAGAACUGCAAUCACAAAUCGUCGCGACUCGGUGGUGGAGCUUCGAGAAGCAACGAUUGUUGCCCGUCGAGUCACAAGGAGGCACAGCAAAGGGACGGUACCGGGAACAAUUGCCCGAAUUCAGCACCUAAUCGUGUACAAAGGCCUUGUCCCGCCGAAAUGGAAAAAAAUUCCAAAAAUCUCGGCGAUCAACUCUCGUGCAUCGAAAAUGAAGUUAACGAAUUAACUCACCAGAUGAUCAAUAGGCAACAGGAACAGCAACAAUUGGAUAUGCAGCGAAAAUUAGCCGAAAACGUUGGACCAUCGAUACAGUUUUGCUGUCCGAAAUCAUUGACGCCGACACAUUCACCGCCACAGGAUCCAAAUUCUUGUGCGGCCCAGCAGUUGCGCGAUCUCCGAGAGCAGUACGCCCGCCUCCAGGAUGACUAUAAGAAUAAACUGUGCGAGGUAUCACGGCUACGUUGUGAUUCCGAGGUCCUAAGACGUGAGACACGCGAAGCCAAGGAGGAGCGCGAACGCAUCGAAAUUAAGCUCGUCGACGUCCAGGAACGUCUGCGGGUUACCGAGUGCGAGCGUAACGAACUCCUCGGUAGUAAAGAGCAGCUGAUAGAGCAGGAGCAGGCGCUUCUCGUCGCUCGUCAGCGCUUCCGAGAAGCUCAGGAUGAGCUUGAGGAAUUGCGAUCUAUGAUCCGUGACCAAGCGGCACAACUCGAUGACUACAGAAAUAAGUACCUGCAGGCGCAACAGCAAGUGGAAGAACAGAAGCACCAAAUGGACCUGAUGGAAAUGGAUAACGCGCGAAUGAACGAGAACGUCACCUUGGAAAUUAAUCGUGUGAAGAACCAGUUCCAAGAGAAGCUCGCUGAACUCGCUCCGCUUUCCGACAUUUUGAAGCAAACGCAGAUAAAACUGCAGGAAAACCAACAGCUGCGUAUGGCGGUGGAGCACAACUGCGAAGACUUGUCGCGCGAGCUCCUCGGCGCCAAAGAGAAAAUCGAUUGCAUGCAAAACCAAAUAAACGAGCUCCAGCGCGAGAUACAGUCUUUACAAGACGAUAAGAGCGAGAGCUGCAUGCUUAUCGAGGAGCUGGAGAAGAAGAACGGCGAGAUGAGGAACGAGAACGAGCGCAUGAAGAACACCGUAUGCCGUUUGGAAGAGCAGUUUACUUGUACCCAGAAGCGCCUCGACGAGAAGCAGCACGAGAUUGUGCAGCUGAACGCCAUGCUAGAGCAGAUACGGGAGGACUCUGCAAGACAAGUGGCAAGAACGAAAGAAAGGAGCGAGGCUGUAAAGAAAAGUUUGCAGGCUGAAAUCAGUGAGUUUGAGAUACAAUUGGCAAUGUGUAGAGCCGCAGCUAAAACGGCGCAAAAGGAGAGGGACGAGAUAAGGCAGAAGAUGCAGGGACAGAUAUGCAAUUUGAACGAAACAUUGCAGCAAGCCCAAGGACGAAUAAGGUCAUUGCAGGGUCACGUUGAUUACUUGAAGGUUUCAUACAGUAAUAUCUUUACUAAUCAGGGUCAGUGCGAUAAUCCACCAGUAUUGCCCCAAGCUGAACAAACCAAUACGGGCUACGAUGCUUGCGAUUGUAGUUAUUAACAUGUCGAAAAAC
This is a messenger RNA of Ceratosolen solmsi marchali, 3463 nucleotides long. RefSeq lists its product as uncharacterized. NCBI's taxonomy places the organism in Eukaryota, Metazoa, Arthropoda, Insecta, Hymenoptera, Agaonidae. The transcript is spliced from 18 exons. The record is from RefSeq and is a predicted model, not a curated record. Gene Ontology annotation, cellular component: centrosome. Gene Ontology annotation, biological process: regulation of cilium assembly. Bases 37 to 3450 code for a protein of 1137 amino acids.